GAAUGGAAGGGCCACGUGCGGACUAUGUGGUCGACCCAGGCGCAUGUCAUGGUGGCUCCGACUGGCAGCUGGGCCGUGUACGGCUCCAUGAUCGAGAAGUCUGUCUGCGGCAAGUUCAAGCCUUCCGUCAUGUCGGGGAGACAGACCGCCAAGACGCCGCCGCCUGAGCAUCUGCUCGUGGUGAUCAAUCCGAAUGCCAGAGAGGGAGCAGCGCUCACAGCUGUGGAGCUCAGUCGGGGCUUCGAUGUCUACAAAGACCCGGCAGACGGCUUGCUCAAAGCAGGAGUGGUGCUGCUGGUUUUCGACGCGCAGCAUCAGAUCGGGUCUAUGAUUGGGAAGCACGUUGGCAAAAACAACAUCCGACAGCUCACCCUCGGCUACCGCGAGCAAGAUUGCUCGGAGUACUACGAGCGAAUGAAGGCAGGCACUUGCGUGAAUCAGUUGGAGACUCUGUACAUCAUUGCCCGUGAGAGUGUGAAGCUCCCGACGAUCGCCCGCAGCCCGGACUUCAGCGGGACCAACAAGGGGAACCUCAUCUGGGACGUCCCGCUGGACCUGCAGGGGGAUGUUCACACGCCGUCACUGCCUCUC
Molecule: messenger RNA, 591 nt
Organism: Symbiodinium sp. CCMP2456
Lineage: Eukaryota; Dinophyceae; Suessiales; Symbiodiniaceae
Source: the annotation of a GenBank genome assembly